This is a messenger RNA of Trypanosoma theileri, 1188 nucleotides long. RefSeq lists its product as uncharacterized. Gene Ontology annotation, molecular function: protein binding. The transcript has a single exon. Lineage: Eukaryota; Euglenozoa; Kinetoplastea; Trypanosomatida; Trypanosomatidae. The record is from RefSeq and is a predicted model, not a curated record. Bases 1 to 1188 code for a protein of 395 amino acids.
AUGGUGUCAGCGCGAAAGGUGGCAGAGCUAUCAACUGUAUCAACGUGCAACUGUCUUCUUGCAGAUUGUUCUACAGUUUAUGGAAAUAAGGUUGACUUUAUUGCUGGUUGCUACGAACUUAUUUUAGAUUCUGAUGGAUCUGUUGAUAUGGGAUACCGUGGGUCUGUCAAUGGAUAUGCAUUGGAACAUGAAAAUACGAAUAAAUAUUCACUAAAUAAAGUGACAUCCACUACGACAGAUUCUGUAACAGAUAUUUUACCUGGUAUAUUCGAUCUAACUUGUUGCUCUGAUGGAGUUCACUUGAUGACGAGUUGCACAGACGGUGCCGUACGCCUCUUUGGGUUUGAAGAAGGAUUUUUAAAAGAAUCCGUCUAUCCCGUGCAUAACACAAUGCUCACUAGUUGUAGCCCUUUUUACCUCUCAGGUGGCGAGAUGGUAACCAAAGCCAAAUGGCUUUGUACCGCUCAUCAAGGGGCAGUUCUUGUUUACGAUGCAAUUACAAUGAACGUUGUUUGUAAUUUGGAGGGUCAUGAUUACGAUGCAUGGUGUUCAGCUACAAUUGAUACUGAAAUAUCACUUUCUGGGGGUGAUGAUGGUUUACUGAAGUGGUGGGAUUUGCGAAGUGAUAGCAAAGCCAUCAGAAAGAUGCAAUUUGGCGCUGGUGUUGUCUCUAUAGCUCCUGUUACUGAAGGCGGGGUUGCCACCACACUCUCUUUGGUUGGAUCGUACGAUGAGCAUUUAUAUAUUGUAGACUCAAGAUUACCGAAGGAGCCGUUGACUUCUAUCAAUCUUGGUGGUGGUGUAUGGCGCUGUUCACGGCAAUUAUUUCGUGAAGGACUUCCCUCGGAGUCUAAAACUUCUAUGGAACACUACGGCUGGGUACACCCAUCUAACGUAUUAGCCAUCCCUGUCAUGCAGCGAGGGGUGGCAUUGGUGAGUUAUAACAUUAACGCAUCGGAAGAAAAUAUGACUACGCUAUUGGGAUAUCUUCACAACGAAAAAAAUCACUCAGAAGAAGAUGGUUUGCCUGAGAAUGCUCUUUUUUACGACUCUGCCGUUCUUCAUCGAGGGUUCACGUGUGACACCAACACAGAUAUACAUGAUGACACUGCUACCGUGGUCACCUGUGACUUUUAUAAUAAAAAGGUUGCCUUGUGGAAUGUUGAGGGGAUUCUUCCUCCCGCUUAA